Messenger RNA from Ctenocephalides felis (cat flea), 1455 nucleotides. RefSeq lists its product as uncharacterized. The transcript has 2 exons. Lineage: Eukaryota; Metazoa; Arthropoda; Insecta; Siphonaptera; Pulicidae. Bases 1 to 1455 code for a protein of 484 amino acids. The record is from RefSeq and is a predicted model, not a curated record.
AUGUAUGCCAAAAUAAAACACGCUGAGAAAUUACUAGAUAAUAAAAAUGCGCAUAGUUCUUCAAUUAAAGACAUUGUACCCAAGCAACAUUUACCGUCCAUUGAAGUACCUAAAUUCUCAGUCGAAAAAGAAAGUUCCUCCACGCCUUUACGCGUUGUGUUUGAUGCAUCUGCGAAAAAUUCAGAAUUCACUUCCUUGAACGAAAUUUUGCAUGUUGGUCCUAAAUUACAAACCGACAUUUGUUCAAUCCUUCUAAAUUUUCGUUUCGGGCCUAUAGCAUUAACAGCUGAUAUCAAACAAAUGUAUCGUAAUAUUUGGGUUCGUAAACAAGAUAGAAAAUAUCAAAAAAUCUUAUGGAGACCGUUUCCCGAUGCACCCAUUGGCAUUUAUGAAUUAAAUACCGUAACUUUUGGUCUAUCAUCAUCUCCCUUUCAAGCUAUCAGAACCAUCAAACAACUAUCCCGAGACGAAUGUUCCAAAUAUUCUCAAUCUAUUUCUAGAAUUCUUGAGAACGAUGUCUAUAUUGAUGAUGUGGUUACAAGUAUCGACUCUUUGGAUAGCGCUAAAACCAUUUGCGAGGGUUUGCAGACUGUAUUAUCGUCUGGUGGUUUUGAAUUAAAAAAGUGGGAAUCUAAUAAUUCUAAUCUGCGUAAACUUUUUUCUGAUUCUGAUGUACAAAAUAAACAUUUCUCUAAAUCGGAUUUUCAAAUGGAAUCUUCUACAAAGGUAUUGGGAUUAAAAUGGGAUCCCUUAUCAGAUAAUUUUUCAUUCGAAAUAAAGCUUACGUGGAGAAAAUGGACAAAGAGACAACUUCUUUCAGUAAUAGCGCGAAUCUGGGAUCCUCUGGGUUUCCUAACUCCGAUAGUUGUUAAGAUAAAAAUAUUAUUGAAAAAAAUUUGGACAUUAAAAAUCGAUUGGGAUGAGGAAUUACCAUCAUUUAUUAUUACAUCAUGGUUAGCCGUAUAUUCCGAAUUAGAGCAUCUUAAUAACUAUCAGAUUCCGCGUUAUCUCGAAACAUCAAAACAAAACAAAUGUUCAUUAUUUGGUUUCGCGGAUAGUUCAGAGCAAGCGUAUGGAGCGGUAGUUUAUAUUAAAUCUCUUGGCAAUCCGAAUUUCUUGUUGAUUUCAAAAUCGCGUGUAACACCGAUUAAAAACCAAACAUUAGCCAGGCUUGAACUUUGUGCCUGUCAUUUACUGUCAAAACUUCUGAAUUUUAUAUUAACGAAUAACCAACAUAGUAUAGAUUUUGAUUCUAUUUACUGUUUUUCCGAUUCUAUGAUUGUCCUUCACUGGUUAGCAGGACCGGCUACUCGUUGGAAAACAUUUGUAGCCAAUAGGGUAACAAAAAUACGGGAUCUCAUUCCUAAUGCACAAUGGCUUCACAUUCCUUCUAAUCAAAAUGCAGCCGAUUGUGUUUCUCGAGGUCUUCGACCUAAGGAUUUUAUCCAACACUAA